AUGUCCGUUGCACUAUUCCGCCAAGCCCUCGAUCUCGCACCCCAGCUUUUCCACAAGCUCAGCAUUCUGCAGAUCGGCAAAGAGGCGUCUUACUACAAGAAUCCCCAAAGUGUGAAAUCUGUUAACCUGUCGAUCCGCAUCCUCAACGCCUAUGGCCCCACAGAGACUUGUGUCUUUGCCGCCAUGUUCUGGACUGACAUUGCCAACAUGCCCACGUCUAGAUCAGUUCUUAUUGGCUUACCAGUGUCAACCACUCAAGUUCUCAUUGUCGACACACAGGGUUGGCUUGUGCCCCCGGGCGUGGUCAGUGAGCUGGUGGUCGGUGAGCUGGUGAUUGGCAGUGCUGGUGUCAGUCCAGAGUAUCUGAGGUGGCCGAAGGAGUCGGCCAAGGCCUUAGUCGAGCUUGGGUUCAAUGAACUCAACCCAGGUGUGGCUUGGUAUUACCGCACGGGUAAUGCUAUGAGAUGGGGCCCGAAUGGACAGUUCCAUUUCAUCGGGAGGAUGAACGCUGGCCAGAUCAAGAUCUGCGGACAGUGGCUGGAGCUCUCGGAGAUCGAAUCCCACAAAGGCAAAGACAAUCUGCUCAUUGCAUACACUGUCACUGCUGCACCAACAUCGGCCUCGCAAUCUCAUUCCCUCUUACCACGACUCCUCAAGUUGCUGCACAAGAGUCUUCCGUCGUGUAUGAUUCCCCAUCUCGUGUGCUGGAUCCCAACUCUUCCUCUGAUGCCUAACAACAAGGUGGACCACCAUCAGCUCCGAGCCCGUGCUGCAACCAACGUCGAUAGCAUGCUGAACAAUGACACAGAGGAAGAUGGAUCAGGCGAGCCUGGAGAUGAGGUUAAGAAACAGCUCUGUAGGAUCAUGGAAGCCCUUCUCGGUUGCACAUCUAUUCGUCAGUUCACGAACUUCUUUGAUGUGGGGGGCCAUUUGCUCCUUGCCUCCCGUUUGGUCUUCCGAAUGCAAGAAGCUUUCAACAUCCCGUUCGCUCUAAUGGAUGUGUUCCACUCGCCUGUAGGCAAGGCAAUGGCAGGCAAGAUCAGGCAGGCGAUUGCCACUAGGCCAGUUGAUCAAAUAUCGAUGACACCUCUGACACUUGCCCUGGUAUACGAGGAGUUCCAUGUACCCUCUGUGCUUGUCUUUUCUGAGGAGCCUCGCAAGCCAUUCUUGUUCUGCAUUCUCAUGGCCACUGGUCUUGGCCACACAUUCGCUGCGCUGUCUCGCUCCACCAACUUGUUCAAUGUCAUAGCUCUCAAUGACCCUGAGUAUGUCACGCCCGAUGACUUCUCUCAAGACCAGGUGUCCACAGAUCACGCCAACACCUUGUGCAAUCCGGGCAUCUACACCGUCGAGAACCACGCCAAGUACUACUAUGCGCAUAUUGUCGAGGAGCUGGCCCGCAUUGGUACUACCAAGCCCGACGCCGCACCAUUUAACAUCUUAGGCUACUCCUACAGUGGACAUGUCGCAGUCGAGAUGGCGCGCCUCGUGCAGGAUGAGGGCUGGACCAUCAAUCUCUUCGUACUUCACACGUCGGUGCACCCGAUGCAUGAGGCCAAGCUGUCGCAGACACAGAUUGAAGAGGCCGCGCAUGUUGUCCUACUGACUGUGAUGAGCAUCAUCAAGCUGCCGCUCAGCAACAUGGGAGAGCAAGGUGCACGUUUGAAGCACAACAUUGAGGUCUGCACCCUCACCAACAUUUAUAUACUCUAUGCGCAUGUGAUGCCGCAGUACAAGGGGCAUGUCAUGCUGUUCCGCACAGAGUCGAAUUCUGGCCACGGCUUCGUCCCGCUCAUUGGCUCAUUGGACGAGGUUUUCUUGCACGGGAACCACUACCACCUAUUCCAAGAAGAAUCUGGGAAUCUGUCCAUGAUUAGUGCUAAAGUUUCUGCAGUCCUCAAUGCAUAG
Molecule: messenger RNA, 1908 nt
Organism: Phanerochaete carnosa HHB-10118-sp
Lineage: Eukaryota; Fungi; Basidiomycota; Agaricomycetes; Polyporales; Phanerochaetaceae
Exons: 3
Coding region: 1-1908 (635 amino acids)
Biological process (GO): amino acid activation for nonribosomal peptide biosynthetic process; secondary metabolite biosynthetic process
Cellular component (GO): cytoplasm
Molecular function (GO): phosphopantetheine binding
Source: RefSeq, a predicted model, not a curated record